AUGGAUCGUUUUAGGCAAAAAUCUAAAAAAGAAAAACCGAUGAAGUACGUAGACAAGGACCAGUCUCCGUUAUUUAUAACGGAUGUCAAGGCGAUUAAAGAAAAUCUCAAAAUAAAGGAGAUUUUAAGAACCGUAAAAAUGAAUAGUAGUAUGCGAAUAAAAGCACCAAAAGGGAGUAAAGUUAUGCAAAAUAAAGAUUUUAACGAUAAUGAAGACAUAUUUGGUGUAGAUCAAAAUAGUGACGACCAAAAUAGUGAAAAUCAAAAUAUACCAGACCCACCAAGCGCAACAAAUCCUGACGUUAUCGUCAGUAACAACAAUGAAGAAACAGGCGAAGCUAAUGCUGAAGACACUGUUGAUAAACAUAGUGAGUCGGAAGAAGAAAUACUUGAAGAUUGUAUUGAAAAUGAAAGUACGACUGAUCCGAUAAUACAUGAAUCUAUCAGUGUACCAGAAGGUUUGCAAGAUUUCGUGCUAAUUAGUGAAGAAAACAAACAAGACAUCGAAGAAAUAGCAGACGUCAAAAUCGAUUCACCGCCCCCGAGCGAGAUCUCGCAUGUGAAGGCUCGCGACAGAAAACUAUCUUUGGAUCAGACUAUGUUAUCUAGACGUGGGGGUUUGUCACAGUCUGAAUUGGAUCUAAAUUCAAUUGGGAAAUCUCCGCUAGAGAGAAAAUCUUCCUUUUUUAGGAAAAAAAUGGAUAGCUUUUUGAAAAAUACUACAGAAAUAUUCAAGCGACAAUCAAUAGGCAGGAGCCAGUCCAUUCAGUCAAAGAGUUCUAUGUCGGUGUCACUGCAGUCCUUGAACGAGAACAUCGCGUGUAAUGGCCAUUACGGGGAACCCCUUCACAAUCAUGAAGAAGAACUUCAGAGGAGUACAACAAGCCUGCAAUCGUCGCCCACAGCGGCUCGAAGUACAUCUAGUUUGUCUAUAUCUCAGAGCGAGCAGACGUUACCUGAUCAACAGAGUGAAGGGGACAGCAUUUCUGGAAGCCGACCCAUACUGAUUGGAAGUCAGCCCUUAGGAGACACAUCCCCUAGCAUCAACAGUCUUAAUGAGACGUAUAUCCAAGAGUCUAUGCUCAAUCGAGCCAUAUCCAUGAGUUCCGGUUUGGAUUCUGCAAGCGGCCAAAAUCGUCGAAAAUCAAGAUCUAACAGGGUCACGUGGCUGGCCAGUGAAGGGCUCACUAACUACUUGCGGCGAGUCAUACAAGACGAGAAGAGUAGGGAGAUAAACUUAUACCACUCGUACCAAGACUUCUCCGCAAUACCUGAGAACAAUGUUGAGCCGAAGACGGACUCUAAAGGCAGACGGCUGUCGUACCAGCGCGCUGUCUCAGGAGAGGACCCACGCUACCUCGAGUCCAACAUCAGGAGAAAGCAACUCAUCCCCGAAAACUCUGAGCUUAAUUUGGAGCUGUCUGAUAUACUGGCUGAGUACUCCAGAAAUGGAGUACCGGACCUGAAAGGGUUCUGCAUUGCAAACAUCCCUGAUGAAGCGUUCGAGUUCCUGCAGUGGGCUGAGAAGCCACAGAACUUGGAGGAGUUCAUCGAUUGGAAGAAACUGCCGCAAGCGGAGGAGGCGCGGCAGGCAGUAAUUAAGGAGCUGAUCUGCACAGAAGCCGAUUAUAUCCGCCACUUACUGUCCAUAGUGCAGGUGUUUAUAGCCGCCGCCCAUGGACUGCAAGAUGCGGGGAAACUACUGGAUAUCGAUACUGAGAAACUUUUUACCAACAUUCCCGAUGUCCUGAAUGCAAGCCUUUACUUCUGGGAGACCACCAUCUACCCCAUGAUCGCUGAUGCUCACGAGAAAAAGGCUCCAUUCAACACAGAAAUCAUGGCGCCAGGAUUCAUGCAUUUUCGCGACAUGUUCCAGCCAUAUGAAAAAUAUGUUAAUGAACAAACAAAGGCACUGGAUUACCUCCGGUCCUUAUCAAACAACACAGACUUCAUGUGUUAUCUCACAUGGUGUUACCGGCAGAAGGCCUGCAAUAGGCUCCAGCUGGCUGACAUCAUGGUGAAACCGAUGCAGCGCCUGACUAAGUACAGUCUACUCCUGCGUCGACUGAUUGGACACACCGACAUUGAGCCUGAACGGACUUCUCUACAAGCCAUGGAAACUUGUGCUAAGAAUUAUGUCCAAGAUCUGAACCGAUCUAUACGCCAACGAGAAGAGUUAGAAAAGAUGGAUAAAUUAGCUAACUCGAUAGAAGCGUACGAGGUGGACUUUAAAGACGAAGAAUUAGACAAAUUCUUUCAUCUAUAUUCACAACUUAAUCUUAGAGCACCAAUGGUAAACUGCUCGCCGCAUCAUAGCAGGACAUUAAUACAUCAGGGGGAUUUACGCUUUAAGGACAACAUCAAGGAGAUGGAAGUUCGCGUAUUUCUUCUAACUGAUAUGCUGCUUAUUUGCAAAAAACAGUCAAAGGGCAGCUUGUAUCCGUACAAAAUGGUGAGACCAAAAUAUUUUCUCGAAAGACUUUUUACAUACCCAAAAGUAAGUCAACGCAAUCCUAAAGAGAUUGCGAACUUAGUGUUCGUUGCAGUCGAUGAAGUUGGGUCAUCUCUCAUAGCAUUCAGUUUAUCUGAAUCGUCAAAGGAUCCCAGCGCACAAGGAACACUAAAGAAUUGGGAACAAAAAAUACGCGAAGCUAGGUUAACAUACGACCUAGCAGUGUGGUUCACAAGGAACCCAUCGCGAGACCUCACUGAAAUGGAUGUUGAUUCAUCCUCUGACUAUGGCCUCAGCAUUCCGAGCGCGUCAAGGCCAGGCGCAAAACAAAGCUCGGAUGAAUUAAACAUUGACAGAGAAGCGAGAGAACGUGUCGCCGCGAUGCUCCACCGAAGCCUGGGAGUAUCGACUGAGUGCGAUAACUUCUCUCAGGCGUCGAUGAACACAGAUUCAUUCGACGGAGAGUUAUCCACCAGUCACGGAGGACGAUAUUCCCACGGCCUGAGAUACCCCAUGAAGCGAAACUCAACAGGAGGAAGUUCAAGAAAUUCUAGAUUAUCGAGCUUUCAACAAUCGACCAGCGCUGCAUCCCAUGACGAGCCGCAGCCGGGCCCCAGCCGUUACAGGGCGGGGACUUCUGUUGAACAUGUCAUUCCCCCACAGAACCCUGACGACGGAGUAACAUCAAUAACAGUCAAUGUAGUCAGCGAAAGCGAGUCAGAAACAGUAGUGCACUCACAACCGCCACCACCGUUAGUAGUACUACAACAUAGCUCCCCACACAAGACGCCGAUUCCAUCGCGUAGUUCGAGCACCAGCAGAAACACGCUGCGCGUGCAGCCGCAGAACGUGGUGAUGGCACUGGUGCAUAGCCUGCCGGACCUCACGUUCGAUACGUCGCCGCCACGUCCGCAACAAAGCCCAAGUCCUCAGUCAGCGUCUGAGAAGCUUUACCAAUCGCACCAAGAGCUAUUGCAGCGAAACCGAUUGUCAGCUCAGCAACAACAGCACUACCUUAGUCCUGAUCAUCGCGGCACCAGCUACCCACCUCCUAGUCCGACGAGAGCUUCAUUGAAGCGCGGACUGGCGUUCUCGUAUUCAUUCAAGAACCCUCCAUUAUCCAAAAUGGGGCACGUGAAUAGUCAGUCCCAACACGCUGACGCUGGACCUUCCACAAGUCAAGGAACAAAGGGAGAAAAAGGACCACCCGCUGGUGGCCAAAGUCAGGAAAAGGCGGACAAAAAGUCCAAAAACGUAAGCAGCAGGCAUAAGGGCGGAUCGCUGAGCCCGGGAUCACGAAAGGAGGACAAGGGAGGCUGA
Messenger RNA from Spodoptera littoralis (African cotton leafworm), 3771 nucleotides. The record is from the annotation of a GenBank genome assembly. Lineage: Eukaryota; Metazoa; Arthropoda; Insecta; Lepidoptera; Noctuidae.